CGAUCAUGGCCUCAGAAUUACUGAGCUUUUUUUUUGCCUCACUACUGUAAUUUUUUACUGACCUUCGUCACCGUCAUUAACUCCAUCAUCACUUUCUUCUUAAAACUUAUACCAAAUCUCAUAAGAAUACCUUCAAAACUAUCUCCUCCACUCACUACAUCCUACUACAUCUCACUACCACUCACUGAAAUCCCUAAUUUAUUACUAAGUCCUUCCUAUACUUAAUCUAUUAGCUAAGUCUCCCUAAGUCUCCCUAAUUCUCACGACUCACCAAUCCCUCACGAAUUCAUAAAAACUUAUGCCCAUAUGAACUCCCAGGUCAAUAAUCAGACCGACAAGGACCAACAACUGGUACCUUCCCAGCCCAUAAUCAGACUGGACCAUCAUCAGUUCCGUAAAGUGGUAUUUAAUCCAGAAACUCCUUCUCCAAAUGACCCCACUACCACAUCCACGACAACAACUACGACAACAACUAACUCCACGACAAAUAAUGAUACUCCUCCUCCUCCACCCCACCAGAUACAUCUCCACCACCUUAACUUACACAUCCAACUCCAACAGCAACAGCUCCAGCAACAACAACUGCUUCAGCAACCCACAAGCACAAAACGCAACUCAUCAUCGUCUUCCUCAUCGAUGCCCUUUGUGGCCGAUUCCAAACGAGUCCGUCUAAAUCCUCCAGCUCCAAGUAAUUCAACCACAACCAUAACUACAACUACACCCACGACAAAUGCCUCAACCAUUCCCACAAGUUCCUCCAACCCUACCACCUCCAAACGAUUUGUUAAACGUUUCCGCUCCAGACUGUUACCAAUCAUCUCAUAUCAUCAACGACACCACCACCAUCAUCAUCCAGCAGCCAGUAAUGUUAAUCUUAAUCUCACCAGCACAUCUGCUAACACAUCUGCCAGUUCCACUAAAAUUCAAACAUCAACAGUACCUCCACUUCCUCCCAUAAAUCUUCAAUCACUUAAAGAGAUUGAUCUUCAUGAAAUUCUUAAGAAUCCUCAACUUCGUCAUGAUAUUCUCUUUGACCCUCAACUUCAGUUCCGUCCUAACUUGGAUGGUGAAAGAGGGAAACGUAAAAAGUCAAUCAUUGAAAAGUACUGGGCCGAAGUCCGUCUUGAAUGUCGUCAAUUCUUUGGACCUUUACCAUCUACCAUUAGAAUUAAUCGUUUACCUAUAUUAUUUGCUACAUUAAGAGAUAUCUUACUUUCAUUAUUACCAUCUAAGGAUAGACCACAAGUGACAGAAAUCAUGGAUAUUGACUUAUUAAUUCAACAACUUCAUCAUGGUCUGUUUGAUUUUGUGGAAAUGGCUCGUUGGCUUGGCGAUGUAUUCAAAUCUCAUUGUGCUCCUAUGAGAGAUCAAUGGGUAAUUGAAAUGUCUACUAAAUUUGAAGAUGCUUAUCGUCUUGGUUCGGUUGAUCAUCUUGUUAGUGGUCUUCGUAUGAUCUUUCAAAUAUUGGAAGCCAUGAAAUUGGAUGUUGCCAAUCAUCAAAUUCGUAUACUUCGUCCUGUUCUCAUUGAAACGGCGGUUGAUUUUGAACGAGAUUAUUUCCAAUCACUUAUUAGUCAUCAUAAAAUAAAUAUUACUGAUUCAUUGAAUUGGUUCUAUAAGAAGGCCCAUAAACAAGUCACCUCCACAACAUGUAUUGAUGAUAGUGCUCUCAAACCUAUCAUUGUUAGUGCCAUUAUUGAUUUACUUAGUUGUCGUCAAAUGGCCACUGAAUUCCCUCUGACUCUUGCCUUUGAUCAUACAAGACUUGUGUUACUUCGAGCUGAUGUUCGUCAACUUGUGUGUGUUCAACUCUGUAUGGUAUUAUAUCGUCAAUUGGUUGUAAUGGAGAAGAGACCCGUAUCACUUCUUGCCCCUGCCAACAUUGCUAAAGUUCAACAUGAAAUCUUAGCCAUUGUCACCGACGAUAAUGGCAAUAUUAAGUGGACAAAGAAUAUCAACGCUAUUAGUCUUCAACUCGUGAAGAACCUCCAACAGAAUCCACGUAAUAGUGACUUUAAACAGUUGUCUUCGUCUCUGAUUGAAUUCAGUUAUAACUGGCUCAUGAAGCAUAUUCAACCCAAAUCGGAAGUGUACGGACUCAUGGAAAUUAAGAUCUUUAAGGAAUUGUUGGCUGAAAUCAUGGCUCUUGUGGAUAAGGAUGAUGAUCCCCAACCAGUAACUGCCGCUUCCACCACCACUACUCCAUCAUCUACUUCAGCUUCUACAUCUGCUGCUACUGCAUCUGCUACUACUGUAUCUGCUGCUGCAUCUCAGUCUUCUUCGGAGUUAAAGAACAUCGCCUUGAGAAUCUCUACCCUCGUCAAAUUCCAUUGGAACGUCUUUGGCUCAUACUACUCCAACCACAUCAAGUCUCAGGUUGAUAAGUUGACUCUUGAAGAAGUUGAAAAACGCAGUGGUUCUGACCAACUGACUUCUUUCGAGAAGUCAUUGCCUGUUGACUCUUCUAAUCAUGAUACAGACUCUGGUCCAGCUAGUGCCUCCAUUGUCUCCACCUCCUAAUAUAUUCGCAUCUUGUUUACUUCUUUCUCUGUGUCUUGGUAUUGCAUAAUAUACAAUUAGUUUAUUCGGUAUCUGGUGUAGUAUGUGACUUAGCAUUAGUAGGCUUUAAAUUAUAGACAUAUUUAAUUAACAUAUAUAUUUCAAAGAGAAGCUAAUUAAUAUAAUAUG
Molecule: messenger RNA, 2688 nt
Organism: Scheffersomyces amazonensis
Lineage: Eukaryota; Fungi; Ascomycota; Pichiomycetes; Serinales; Debaryomycetaceae
Gene: SOK1
Product: Sok1p
Exons: 1
Coding region: 307-2520 (737 amino acids)
Source: RefSeq, a predicted model, not a curated record